Molecule: messenger RNA, 1854 nt
Organism: Cyphellophora attinorum
Lineage: Eukaryota; Fungi; Ascomycota; Eurotiomycetes; Chaetothyriales; Cyphellophoraceae
Product: Vacuolar basic amino acid transporter 1
Exons: 1
Coding region: 1-1854 (617 amino acids)
Biological process (GO): transmembrane transport; basic amino acid transport
Cellular component (GO): fungal-type vacuole membrane
Molecular function (GO): basic amino acid transmembrane transporter activity
Source: RefSeq, a predicted model, not a curated record
AUGGCUCCCCACGACCGGCACGAUGGCGCUGCCGAAGAGCAACCACUCCUCGCCAACCAAACCCAACAACACCGCCGGCGUGCCAACUCAAUCACAUCCUCCGACCUCAGCACAACCAGCACCACGACCUCCCCGACAAUCCGCCUCUCCCGUUUGCGCAGCCUCGCAAUCUGCCUCUCAAUGUUCACCCUAAUCUUCAUCAUCCCCUGCAACGUCACCCUCAUGACAACAAUCCAAUCCGCCGUCACCGCCUCCCUCCCCGCCCUCCCAUCUUGGGUCUCCUGGUACACCUCCGCCUACCUCAUCGCCGUCACCGCCGUCAUGCCCCUUGCCGGCCGCCUUUCGCAGAUCUUCACUGCCAGGGUCUACGUAUUGGGGAGUAUCCUCGUGCAGUGCGUUGGGCUGCUCAUCAUCAGCUUAAGCCAAUCCUUCGGGAUGUUCAUCUUCGGGAGGGUGGUCUGUGGGAUCGGCGCAGCGGCGGUUACGCCGGUGGCGUUCCUACUGGUGACGGAACUAACAGACCGGAAGAACCGGGGCGUGUUCUUUGGGUGCAUCAAUACGGCGUUCACGAGCGGGGUGGCGUGUGGGGCGAUCUUUGCUGGAUUGUUGGAGCCCGUUGCGGGUUGGAGGGCGGUGUUCUGGGUGCAGGUUCCUAUCUGUCUUGGUGCGGCGGGUGUGGCGUUUUUGAGUAUUCCGAGGGCGGAUGAGGGGGGUUUGAAGGGUGCCGAUGGUGAUGGGUCUGGUGGGGAGAAGUCGAGUGUGAGGGAGGGGCUGGCCAGGCUGGACUAUUUUGGGAUUCUGACGCUAAUCUCUGGUGUUUGUCUACUGCUGUACGCCCUCUCCUCGCCACACGUCACACCCACGCCAAUUAUCCUCGCCGUCCUGGAUCUCAGCUUGUUCGUCGCAGUCGAAGCCUACUGGGCCGCCGAACCCAUCAUCCCGCCCUCCGUCCUCCGCCACCGCGGCAACCUCCUCACUGGUCUCGCCACAGUAGGACUAAUGGCCGCUCGCUGGAGCGUCCUCUUCUACACGCCCCUCUACGGCAUCGCGGUCCGGGACUUCGCACCCGCAAAAGCCGGCGUUCUGCUCAUCCCCACCGACGUCGGGUUCGCCGCUGGCGGAAUCGUGGUUGGGUGGCUGCACAUCCGCUCCAAUAAGUCCUACUACCUCCCCAGCUUGAUCACAUUCGUCCUAUUCGCGGCGACGCAGUUCACGCUCUCCCGCUUAUCGACGACGGAUAGCUCGUUGAGCACAAGUUACCUGCCGACGAGCUUCUUCAAUGGGUUCUGUGCGGGUGUGCUGCUGAACUAUACAUUGGCGCACGUGCUGUUCUUGACGCCGGCGGAGGCGCAUGUGGUUGUGAUCCCGUUCAUUGCUAUGCUGAGGUCGCUGGCGGGGAGUUUUGGGAGUGCGAUUGCCGGAGGCAUUUUCCUGCGUACUCUCAGUGCUAGUCUUCGGCAAGGCUUUGACCAGAUACAGCCGAUUCUAGGCAACGACUGGACUAAGGAACGGAAACGGGAACUGAUCGGGCGCCUGAUUGGGAGUCCGAACCUGGUGUAUAAAUUACUGAGAGGGGGAGACGGGGACGUGACGCCGAGGGAAGGGAGGGUGCUGUUCGAGGUGGCGCUGCAAGGGUAUAUCGAUGCAUUUCGCACGAUGUUCAUGUGGGGCAGCGUUAUUGCAUUGGUCAUGGCGGCGGUCCAGGCUGGCACUGGAUGGAGGGGUGCGCAGGGGCAGGAGGCGGAGGAAGAUAUGAAGGGAGACGGGGAAGAGGAGGAGCAGCAGCUACUUGGAAAUGGCCAAAUUGGAGGCGCUGCUUCUACGGACAGCGGAGCAGCGAGGCCCAGGUCGUGA